AUGUCACUUGUUAAAGAGUACAUCAACAAAAAAGUAGAAGUAAUAACUACUUUAGGUAAAGUGUAUAUUGGUAUUUUAACUGGAUAUGACAAUCCUAUGAAUAUUGUAUUAAAAAAUUCAGUAGAACGUACAUUCUCUAAAGAAGGAGUUUCAAAUAUAUCGUGUGGAUUAUUAAUUCUUCGUGGUGAUGAAAUUAUGGUUAUUGGAGGAUUAAAUGAAGAAAAAGAUAAUCAACUUGACUGGCAAUGUGUAGUUUCCAACCCACUUUCUCAAGCAUUAAUAUAG
Molecule: messenger RNA, 285 nt
Organism: Entamoeba dispar SAW760
Lineage: Eukaryota; Evosea; Mastigamoebida; Endamoebidae
Product: lsm1, putative
Exons: 2
Coding region: 1-285 (94 amino acids)
Biological process (GO): mRNA splicing, via spliceosome
Cellular component (GO): precatalytic spliceosome; U4/U6 x U5 tri-snRNP complex; U6 snRNP
Molecular function (GO): RNA binding
Source: RefSeq, a predicted model, not a curated record